Messenger RNA from Alternaria burnsii, 4806 nucleotides. RefSeq lists its product as uncharacterized. Gene Ontology annotation, molecular function: aspartic-type endopeptidase activity. The transcript is spliced from 6 exons. Lineage: Eukaryota; Fungi; Ascomycota; Dothideomycetes; Pleosporales; Pleosporaceae. Gene Ontology annotation, biological process: proteolysis. The coding region runs from base 1 to 4806 and encodes 1601 amino acids. The record is from RefSeq and is a predicted model, not a curated record.
AUGUUCUCCCUACGAUUCCUCUUUUUCGUCACUCUUUUGGCGGCCGUUGUGCUAGCCGUUCCCGCCCCUGCACGCAAGAGGGGUCUCCAGAAACGGUCAUUCAAAGUUCCUAGGCAAAUCAACAGGGCUCAUCCUACCGGACCCAAUGGCGCUGCUGCCAUGAGGAAGGUGUUCAGGAAGUACAACUUCAAGGUCAAGGAAGACUUUAUGGUCAAGGAGGGAUUCAUUUCCUUCACCAAGCAGAGCCAGAACGUGACCGCGGCCGCUGCUGCUGCUACUGGCGGCAACACCACCGGUACUGUUGCGGCUAACCCCGAGGAAAACGCCGCUCUGUUCUUGUCGCCCGUCGAUGUUGGUGGUCAGACCCUGAACUUGGACUUCGACUCUGGCUCUUCCGAUCUCUGGAUGUUCAGUACCGAGCUCGACCCGCAGCUGAUUGGUCAGCACACUGCUUUUGACGCGUCCAAGUCUACCACUUUCAAGGCGACAGCCGGUUCUCAGUGGAAGAUCAGCUACGGUGAUGGUUCUGGCGCUGCUGGUGUUGUUGGCACUGACACUGUCACCAUUGGAGGUGUCAAGGUCGAGGGCCAGACUGUUGAGCUUGCAAACCAGGUGUCUCAGUCUUUCGUCCAGGAUACCAACACUGACGGUCUUGUUGGUCUUGCGUUCUCCAGCCUCAACACUGUCAAUGAUGGUACCAAGAAGACUCCCGCAAAGACCUUCUUCGACAACGUCAUGCCUAACCUAGACAUGCCUGUCUUCACUGCCGAUCUCGACCCAGACGGCACCGGUGUGUACGAGUUCGGCAAGAUUGACGCCACCAAGUUCGAAGGCGAGAUGGCAUGGAUCCCCGUCAAGGCCGACACUGGCUUCUGGCAGUUUGGCUCUACCAAGUUCGCUGUCGGUGACCAGCUGUUCGAGAACCCUCAAGGCUCCGACGCCAUUGCCGAUACCGGUACAUCUCUCCUCCUUGUUGACCAGCAGGUCGCUGAGGCAUACUACUCGCAAGUCCAGGGUGCUCAGCUCAACGCUCAGGUCGGCGGUUUCAUCUACCCCUGCGGCGCCACUCUCCCUGACAUGAGCGUCGCCAUCGGUGACUCCUACAUGGCCAAGAUCCCCGGCAGCCAGAUCACCUUUGCCACUGUUGACGCAGCAAACACGACCUGCUUCGGUGGUGUACAGGGUAACCAGGGUGCAGGUCUGCAGAUCUACGGCGACACCAUGUUCAAGGCGCAGCUCGUCGCUUUCAACGGUGGUAACCAGUCCCUUGGUUUUGGCCAGAAGCCAGUCCCCAAUAUAGCUACAAUGCAAGAGCAAGAGUUGAGCAUCCUCGAAUGGGCGCGAAGGCAAGGCGCUUGUAUAGACUACGAGACCGAGCUGCUGCACAUUGGCAGACUCCAGGUGCCAGCAAGCGAUGAUUUCUAUCAGCAUCUUCACGAUCCCUCCGACGCCACCAUUACUACUGCCCUCAGCACGCUUAUCAAGGAAAGGCUCACAUUGGACAAGGAAGCUGCAUCGCUCCUAAAGGCAGUGCAUUCACUCCAGGAAGUUGAUGCAACCGGAUUGUCGGCCAUCACCAGCCGAACGUCGAUACGCGAUGUGAAACAAGAGCUGCCCGUGUUGCAGUCAGACCAUGAGCUCGACUUGCUGAACUUUGGCAGUGUAGCUGUGCCAGACUUCAAGAACUUGCAAAUACCCUCCGAGAUCACGGUAGAGCAGAACGACGAGGGCUUCACAUGGCCAACCAAGUACUUCUCCUAUCCUGCCCAGUGCGAUGCGCAAGUCAAAGCCGAAAAACUCGCCGUCACGAAGGAGGUAUUGGAAUAUCUGCAAGAAGCUACCAGAGACGCAUAUGUACCGGAAGAUGGCGAAAAGAUCGAAGCCGAAAGUACCAUACGGAAACAGAAACCAACCAUCCGGCCUGUCACGCCACCGUUGCUCCCUCUCUCUCCGCCAAUGAUGCCUUAUAUUCCAUCCUCACCUGCAAAUCGUUUACCUCUGGCUUCGGACAGUAGUGGCUCGGUCACCGCUGAGGCGCAGGCUUUGCACGACCAAAUCAUGGCGGCGGAUUCCCUGCUUCCCGAGGGCUCAGACGGCAGCGACUCAAUGCUACUCGAUAUUUCCCAUACGGCUGCUCUCAGUCCUCUCGAAGUAUCCACCUUACCCAUACUUAAACGCCGAGCCGAAGAUCUCAAAGUAGAAGGCCCACUUACUCCACCGCUGUUUUCCACUUCGCCGACGAAGAAGCUAAAGUCAGUGUCUUUUGCAGACACUCUACAUGAGUAUAGCUCGUACGUGCCAUGGGGUCAAGACGUGAUGACUGGCGAGGGAAAGUCCAGCGUUGAGUCCGACCAGUUCUUGAAAGAAAUCGAAGACCUGGCUGAGGAAGCGAGGAAGAAUGUUGAAAGUGAGAAGUUAUCAGGCGCCGACACGAUUGUAAGAGUGGAUGUACCUGACGCUGACUUCUCACUACCCGUUGCACCAUGGGACGAGUAUAGUCAGCGUAGUGGCAAACAUGGACCUGAUGAUACUGAACUUCAAGCACAAAUGAGGUUCAUGCUACGGAUCAAGCAUGAGGACUUGAAAUCGGCAUCUUCGUGGCAUGGACUUUCGGUCCCGGAGCGAGAGCUGAAAUGGGGCUUUCUCAAUACCAAUGUAUUCGCUCCAAGCCUCGAACAAAAACUACAUGGGGAAUCAGAAAUGACCAAGAUCAUCGCUGAGGUGGAAAACGGCAAUAUUGCGACCAGCUCCACUCAGGUGUGGAAGCGCGAAGGACUUCGGAUCCUUGACGAAGACGAGGACGAGGAAGAGCUAGACCUGAAUGGAGACGAGGAGCGACAGAACAUGGAAGCUUUGAUCCGCAAGCGAAAGUUGGAAAUGGAGGAAGAGAUGGAGGAAAAGCACCGCAAUCGGACGUCCUCACAGCAGGCUGUACGCCCACAAAUCCAGCCGCCCGGGGGCUUGCAGCAGAGCCACCAGUUCGGAGGACGAGGGGCAGCACAGAACUCAAGGACCCGAUCGAAGCAGAUGGACCACGCCUCCAAGGGACUACAAGGGUCCAUGGAUGCGAGCGGUGAUCUGAUGUUUGGUGGAUUUUCAGCGUCGACCGCUCUUCACAAGUUCAUGAAGACGCGUGGAGAGUCUGUGGAGCUAGUGAAGAUCAAUAGGACAGGAGCGCCCGGUUUAAGAGAUCAUGCUCAGUCCAAUGCGUGCAAUCUACCAGUCCAAUCAAGAAGAUCUGCUUCGCUCAGGCCAGCAGUCCAAGGCCAGCAGGCGCAUACCGUCAAGCUACUGCCGCCCACCGUUCCGAGCAAUCUAGCACCUUGCUCUUUCGUAGUCUCUUCGUCCUUACUACAGCAGCGAGGAGUACUGAAAUACAUCGAACAUCUGUACCCAAAAGCAGAAAUGGUAUAUCGGGACUAUACACUACCGCACUCCAUAGCCGGCGAGGCCGAGAUCAUACUCUCUCCAUCCACGGGCCUAAUUUUUACCACUUUACAGGAGGUCAAACAAAGAGCCCUCCCUGGACAGCCAGAAAGAUCACUGGUGAAGGAACGUGUGGCUACGCUUCAGUUACGGUACGAGAGAUUGGUGGUUUUGGUAAGUGAGGGGCUGAGCCGUGAGAUGGAAGAACUGGGCUCGAGUAGGCCAGAUGACCCGCGUGAUGCGGAGGCGCUCAAGAGUUUUGAGCAGUUCGCUAGCAAAGUAGAGGGCGAUGUUGUCGUUCGGUAUGUCCGCGGAGGGGAAACAGCUCUCGCGGGCUCCACGGUGGUGGAGAUGGCAAACUACGGACUGCCCCAUGGCUCAGUGGACAUUGGCGACAUCAAGCCUAUGGCUCAGGAGACGAGCUGGGAGGUCUUUCUUCGUCGAGCGGGACUCAACCCAUUCGCCGCUCAGGCAAUCGUGGCGUGGCUCCAAAAACCCUUGAAUGUGCCGGUGGCUCCUACUCCACCCGUCAGAUCUGUGUCAGCCAUUGGUCUUCCGCGUUUUAUACUGAUGAGCGAAGAAGACAGGGUGCGUUCGUUCCAGGCAUUGAUGGGUGGAAGUAGGCUUCUCAUUACAGCUAGCAAGUUGCUGGACCAAGCGUGGGUCAGCGCUGCGCAUGGAUUCAGGAUACGAGCGGUCUCGGACGCGUCGAACAUGUCUUCAGUCGGUGUCAUCAUCUCAGGCCGGCCUGUCGUAACCGAGCCGUCCUCGGUGAUAUCGCCUACCCAGUUCGCGUUCCAGAUUCCUUCGCAACCGUCAUUCUCCCACAUUGUCGUCUUCCUGCUCCCAGGCGUCACACUACCAGAUGGCACCGCGGCCGCCGUAUACGCGCAAUUACCGGGCACGACCGACUUCAAGCUUCUCGGCGCGAUCGCAAACGAGAAGCCCAGCGCGAUAUUCAAAGUGAACGCGAAAGCUGGUGGACCCGCGGGUGGUGGUCUAGGCGACAGCGAUGAUGCCAUGGUGGACGAGGGUGUUUCAAUGGACGCGUCAAACGGCAGCACCGCACCGCUAGCUCUUGGAAUCGCCGUCGAGCCCGCGCAACAGGUCGCCGCAGCUUUGGCGGAGAAGAAGGCACAGGAUGCCGCGGCGUCAGCAACAUCGAACAUGGGCCAAGGCAACGAGCUGGUGCUUAGAGGGCAGAGGAGCGUAGAGACAAAGGUGUUGGCGCAGAGGAUUAUCAAGAACUGCUACGACUUCUUGACGAGCUGGGGUACAGGAGAUACCGUGCCGCUGAAGGCAUUCCAGGCGUGGUGGACCAAGUUUGAGGGCAAGAUUGAGAGGGAUCCAGGGUUCCUGGAGAGGAGCGAUGGAGGUUGA